Molecule: messenger RNA, 503 nt
Organism: Solanum verrucosum
Lineage: Eukaryota; Viridiplantae; Streptophyta; Magnoliopsida; Solanales; Solanaceae
Product: 40S ribosomal protein S21-like
Exons: 4
Coding region: 76-324 (82 amino acids)
Biological process (GO): endonucleolytic cleavage to generate mature 3'-end of SSU-rRNA from (SSU-rRNA, 5.8S rRNA, LSU-rRNA); translation; endonucleolytic cleavage in ITS1 to separate SSU-rRNA from 5.8S rRNA and LSU-rRNA from tricistronic rRNA transcript (SSU-rRNA, 5.8S rRNA, LSU-rRNA)
Cellular component (GO): cytosolic small ribosomal subunit; ribosome
Molecular function (GO): structural constituent of ribosome
Source: RefSeq, a predicted model, not a curated record
CCGUUGGUGUCGUCGUCAGUCUGUCUUCGAGGUGUUUUCCCCUUCUAAAUUUAUUUGUGUAAAGCCAUUGUCAAGAUGCAGAACGACGAGGGACAAAACAUGGACCUUUACAUCCCUAGGAAGUGCUCUGCCACUAACAGGCUGAUAACUUCCAAGGAUCAUGCAUCUGUCCAGCUCAAUGUUGGCCAUUUGGAUGAGUCUGGCCGAUACACUGGCCAGUUCACCACUUAUGCUCUCUGUGGAUUUAUUCGCGCCCAGGGAGACGCCGAUAGUGCUCUUGAUAGGCUCUGGCAGAAGAAAAAGGCUGAAGUUGGACAACAAUGAGAGUUUUCUAUUUGCUGUUACCAUUCUUGAAAAAUGAGAGUUUUCUAUUUAGUAUUGUAUUACCAGCAGUUCUUUGUUGGUGUUAGUGGCUGUUCUGUUUUAUGUUUAAAGUUCAUAUCAGACAAAUGGAACUUGCUUGUUACUAUUUUAGUGCAUUAACUUGAUUUUCUACCGUUAAA